AUGAUGAAGCAAGUGGUUGUAAUUUUGACGUUAUUAGUGUGUUGUUAUUGCUUGGAGAGUAAUGAACAAUUACCGGAGGAAGCGAGGGCGAAGAAAAAGAAAGGAAUCUUAAGACUUUUGGCAAUCGCAGCGCUGGUGGUACUGUCAAAGCUAGCAGUAAUCAAAGUCGCAUCUUUCUUCUUCCUAGUGGCUUUCUUCCAAAAACUCUUUUAUUUGGGAGGAGUAUUCCUCACCAGCUACAUGAAGAACCAGUCAGGUCCAGGAUCCACAAUGAUGUACGGCCCUCCUCUGAGUCAGGAGUAUAAUACUGUUGGGUACAGCUAUGAGCCUGCUGAUCAGGAGCCAUUUCAACCUCAGGAGGGUCUGCCUGGUAUUGCUGAUAAACGUAACUUUAACGUAACUCAGAACUUUUUAAACAUACGUGCCAUAGAUUAA
Molecule: messenger RNA, 435 nt
Organism: Spodoptera exigua (beet armyworm)
Lineage: Eukaryota; Metazoa; Arthropoda; Insecta; Lepidoptera; Noctuidae
Source: the annotation of a GenBank genome assembly